Nezara viridula (southern green stink bug) is the source of this 1488-nucleotide messenger RNA. The record is from the annotation of a GenBank genome assembly. Lineage: Eukaryota; Metazoa; Arthropoda; Insecta; Hemiptera; Pentatomidae.
AUGAGGUACGGGGUUAUGCUAUAUGAGGUAUGGGGUUAUGCUCUAACAAUGGAUGAACGAUUCACAUCCUCACCAUUAUGGCAAAUAAACGUAUAUAUAGUUGGAUCCAAAGCUUGUUCACUCAGUAUUCAUUCUCUGCUGGAGUUCAGACGUAUCGACAACACAGGUUCUUGCAAACAUGCAGUAUUCAUACUUAAUUUUCCUUGCUGUAGUUUGCACAGCACAUUCUAUUACGACGAUCCUGAAUUUCCAAAAGAAGCUAAGAUGAAAGCAGAUGGAUCCUUCGAUAAAGAAAAGGAUAAAGAGGCUGUUGAAGAAAUGGUGAAAGAUGAAGUGCUAAAAGCAAAGUUGAUGGCAGCGAUUGAUGAAUGCGAUGUUACAGCGAAAGCAGAUAAAUGUGAAGCGGCUUACGAGUUUGUAAAAUGCAAGAAAGCGAAGGUAAGGCGAACUACCAACCCAAAGAAAGCCAAAAAUGUUGACCUAAAAGAUAUCAAGAUCAUUAUGAAACUUGGAGGCACCGUAGAAGAUACAGAACUCAUUGUGGGCUUAGUCUUCACCCAGAAGUCAGCAAAUGUUAUCGGACCAAGGCGUCUUGAGAAAGCCAAAAUUGGUCUCAUUCAGUUUUGUAUUUCUCCCCCAGAAGAUAUGGAUCACAAUGUACUUAUCUCCGACUAUGCAGCAAUGGAUAGGAUUCUAAAAGAGGAAAGAGCCUACAUACUCAGCAUUGCGAAGCAAAUCAAGAAGGCCGUAUGUACUAUGUUAUUGACUCAGAAAUCUGUUUUAAGGGACGCCUUGUCGGAUUUGGCUAUUCACUUCUUUGUCAAGUUGAAAAUUAUGGUCGUGAAGGAUAUUGAGAGGAAAGAUAUCGAUUUCGUCUGCAAGACUCUCGGCUGCCGACCCAUUCCGUCUUUGGAUCACUUUACCAGCGAGGCUCUGGUCGGUGCUGAGCUAGCAGUGGAAGCAUCGGCAGGAUCUUCUCGUAUCGUCAAAGUAACCGGAAUUCACAAUCCUGCGAAGACAGUAACAAUCCUAUUCCGAGGAUCUAAUAAUCUUGUCCUCGAAGAAGCUGAUCGUUCUAUUCACGAUGCUCUUUGCGUCAUCCGAUGUCUUAUCAGGGAAAGAGCUCUUCUUCCUGGAGGUGGAGCUCCUAAGAUUGAGUUGUCUCUUCGUUUGGGACAGCAUGCUCAGCUUUUGGGAUCGGAAGAAGCUUAUUGUUUGAGGGAGUACGCCAAAGCUUUGGAAAUUGUUCCUUAUGCCCUUGCUGAGAAUGCUGGUCUCAAUCCUGUAGCUACUGUUACGGAACUGUGGAAUAAGAACGUUCAUGGCCAAACUAGUGCUGGUAUUAAUGUUAGGAAGGGCCAGGUAACAGAUAUUCUUGAAGAAAAUGUACUACAGCCUAUGCUGGUCACAGCAAGUGCAAUCACGUUAGCGACGGAAACCGUCAGCAGUAUUCUAAAAAUAGAUGACAUUCUGAACGUCGCUCAUUGA